This is a messenger RNA of Leptonychotes weddellii (Weddell seal), 1405 nucleotides long. NCBI's taxonomy places the organism in Eukaryota, Metazoa, Chordata, Mammalia, Carnivora, Phocidae. The record is from RefSeq and is a predicted model, not a curated record.
AUGAAAGCCUGGAGCCAGGGAGGAGGGGUGGAAGGGCAGCGGUGGGGUCAGCUGCUCAGAGAAUUGGGGCCUGGGGUCCAGGGUGAGGGGCUGUUCCCUAGCAGAAAGCAAAGGCGCCACCAGCGGAAGGGCUGCUUGCUCCCCGCAGGGGUCGUGGGCCUGAACCUAUGGCCGCAGCAGCCCCAUGGGCUCUACCUUCUGCCGCCUGGAGCUCCUUUUAUCGAGCUGCUCCCAGUCAAGGAAGGAGCCCAGGAAGAGGCUGCCUCGACCGUCCUGCUGGCCGAGGCCCAGAAAGGCAAGGAGUACGAGCUGGUGCUGACCAACCGCACUGGCCUCACCAGGUGCCGCCUGGGUGACGUGAUACGGGUGGUCGGUGCCUACAAUCAGUGUCCGGUCGUCAGGUUCGUCUGCAGGCUGGGCCAGGCCCUGAACGUGCGGGGAGAAGACAUUCAAGAGCACGUGUUUUCUGAGGCCCUGGGCCGGGCCGUAGGGCAGUGGCCAGGGGCCAAACUGUUAGACCAUAGCUGUGUGGAGAGCAGCAUUCUGGAUUCCUCCGAGGGCUCUGCUCCCCACUAUGAGGUGUUUGUGGCGCUCAGGGGGCUGAGGAACCUGUCAGAGGAAAAUCGAGACAAGCUUGACCACUGCCUUCAGGAAGUCUCUCCCCGCUACAAGUCCUCGCGGUUCUGGGGCAGCGUGGGCCCAGCCAGGGUUCACCUGGUGGGGCAUGGGGCCUUCAGAGAACUCCGGGCCGCCCUUGCAGCCUGCCCCUCGGACCCCUUUCCUCCCGAGAUGCCCCGGGUCCUCAGGCACAGGCAUUUGGCCCAGUGUCUGCAGAGGAGGGUGUUGUCCUGAGCUGAGGUCUGCCCACUGGCCCAUCCCCCUUCAUAGGCCACCUCCCUCUUUGCUCUGCGGCCUCUCUGGAUGAGAACCCUUGGCCAAGGUCUUUGACUCUGUUACCUGAUAGUGGCUCAUCAGAGCUGCCAGGCCUUAGGGAGGUCCGACCUAGUCAGCCCAUGCUGAGCAGCUGACGUCAGCUGACUUCGGCGGACGCCUGCAGGGGCCUGCCUGGAGCCCCAUGGCCCCCUAUGGAGGACACUGCUAGAGUUCCCGAACACGCCGGUGCUCCCGUGUCUCCAGCCCAGUGCACUGCGCAGGCUGCAAGUGUUGGCAGUUAAUGCUCCUGGAAGCCACCCUCUGUCUACAAGAAACAGGAGUUGGAGGAAAAAACCCCAGCGUCAUUGUCCCUCAGUGCAACAAUUCUGAAGUGUAUUCUGCUCCAGUUGCCCACAAUGAUAACCCUCUCAAUAACACAGUUCUUACUGGUUUUCCUUCCUUCCAUCCCUCCCAUCCCCACUCCCUUAUCUGCUUUCUAGGAUCAUCUCCCAAAUAAACCUCUUGCACCAGA